Molecule: messenger RNA, 7072 nt
Organism: Alligator sinensis (Chinese alligator)
Lineage: Eukaryota; Metazoa; Chordata; Crocodylia; Alligatoridae
Gene: ROBO4
Product: roundabout guidance receptor 4
Exons: 21
Coding region: 306-4007 (1233 amino acids)
Biological process (GO): dendrite self-avoidance; homophilic cell-cell adhesion; axon guidance
Cellular component (GO): axon; plasma membrane
Molecular function (GO): cell-cell adhesion mediator activity
Source: RefSeq, a predicted model, not a curated record
GGUUUGCAGUCUCUCCCCUCCUGUGUGGGCCAGGAUGAGGGCUCAUUAAGCAGCUGUAGUUUUCAACUGACCUUGCAGAUGGCAAAGCUGUAGUUCCCACUCACUCCUUGCAGUGAGCAGAGCCAGGGGAGCAGCUGCUGCCACCCAGUGAUAUGAAACUGGACUGGCAAGGACACUCCUGAGGAGAAGAGCAUGCUGGAGAGAGAUAUCGCCUAAGGCACAGAGCAACAGUUGAGGGCUAAAUGGAUGAGUUUUCCCUAGGACAGGAGUACGUCUGCACUAACUGAACCAGCGGCUAGGAAAGCAUGGCACGAGUGUGGGCUGCUCUUCAAGCACUCUGGCUGGGGGUGGCGUUCUGGCAGGUUCAAGGUUCAAGGUCCCGUUCUGAGGAGUUUGCACCCUACAUCACUGAUCAUCCAACAGACCUGGUGGUGCAGUGGGACCAGCCUGCCACCCUAAACUGCCGUGCGGAAGGGAAUCCAAAGCCAACAAUAGAGUGGUACCGCAAUGGGGUGUACGUGAAAACAAAUAAAGAUGAGCUUUCUUACCAGCGCAGUCUUCUGCCUGGUGGGUCUCUCUUCUUUUACCGCCUCAACCAGCAGAAAGGCCAGUCAGAUGAAGGAAUAUACAGUUGUGUAGCAAAGAACUACUUGGGUGUAGCCACUAGUAAAAAUGCAUCACUCUACAUUGCUGCUCUGCAGGAUGACUUUCAGCUGCAUCCCAGUGACCUGGUGGUGGCAGUGGGGGAGCAAGUGCGGUUGCAAUGUGCACCUCCAAGGGGACAUCCUGAGCCCACAGUGUCCUGGAAGAAGGAUGGAGUGCCUAUAAACCAGGAGAGCAGUCAUCAUGAAAUCUCCAGUGGGAGGCUCCUGGUAGCUCAUGCCCAAAAAAGUGACUCAGGAGUGUAUGUCUGCGUGGCUUUCAACCAAGCGGGCAAGCGAGAAAGCAAGGUGGCUCUUGUCUCUGUCCUGGAGAAACCAACAUUCACUCAAAGACCCACCGAUGUUGUGGCCAAAUUUGGCAGCAGUGUCCAGUUUACAUGUGGCGUUCAUGGCGACCCACUGCCUAAGGUGUGGUGGCACAAGGAACAUGGGAAGCUGCCCGUGGCCAGGCAUGAGGUAGAUGAGGAGCACACCUUGUGGAUCUAUUAUGUCACAGCACUUGAUUCAGGCAGGUAUAUCUGCACAGCCCAGAACCAGGUGGGAACCACUUUGGCCUGGGCCUCACUCUCUGUGCAAGAGCCUGAUUCUGCAGACACAGGACAGCAUCCUUGUUCAGAGAAGCAGGGAUACGAGCAAGUGGAGAAGAUGGAGAGGGUCCAGAGGUUGCCAACAGACAUGAUAAAGGGGUUGGAAGGAAAGCUGCAUGAGGACAAGUUAAGAGGCCCCCUGGACACAGGCCAGAGGGAGGAUGUCCCACAUGAGCUAUCAGGCAUCUAUCUGCACCUGGAUAAUAGCACAGUGCUCCCUGCCUCCUCUGCUGUCCACCUGCACUGGAAGGUGAUCAGCUCAUCCCAGCACCCUGAGGGUUUCACUGUGCUUUACCGCUCUCUGCAUCCAGUAAAGAUGAACUGGGCUGAAUUGAAGGUACCCAAAGAACACAGCAUCAUCAUCCCAGCACUGCGGAGAGGCUACAAGUAUGAGUUUAAGGUUCGGCCCUACACUGGAAAGGUCCACGGCUUGGACAGCAACAGCAAGCAGCUCUGUAUCCCAGAGGAAGUGCCAAGUGCAGCUCCGCAGCAUGUAACCAUCACAAGAGGCAAUGAUGAGAAUGGCACAGUCGUCAUCAGCUGGGACCCUCCUCCUCAUGACGCACACAAUGGCAUCAUUAAGGGCUACAAGGUCUGGUAUUUGGGGAAUGAAACUCACCAUCACUCUAACAGUACAGUGGAUGGAGGUACACACCGUCUGGAGACAGCUGUCCUGGCUACAGGGAUUAAGUACUGCAUCAAGGUGGCAGCUUUCAAUGGAGCAGGGAUCGGGGUGCCCAGCAACUCCACCUGCAGCAUCAUAGAGCCCCUGCUAGGAAAGAUGACAAAAGCCCCAGAGGUGCUCUCCUUCAUCCACAUCUUGGGUGUAGUCCGACAACCUGCCUUCAUCGCUGGUAUGGGCUCCGUGCUCUGGAUCGUGCUGAUGGUCCUGGCCAUCUACCUGUGCCAGCACCACAGCAGACAGUACAACCAAGGACAGCAGCACGUCUUGGGCAGAGGGAUGUACCGAUAUGGCAGUGAAGAUACCGUCAUUCAGCAAAGGACAAACACCAGUGACUCCCCAUGGCUUUCAGACACCUGGAAAUCCACAUUGUACUCCAAGAACUUCAGUACCUGUAGUAGCCUGAGCAGCCAGCUCCUGUGGGCUGAAACCAAGGACAGGCUGGACUUCCACCACUCUACCAUGUCCUUUGACCACCAGAGCCACAGCUCCCAGCUCCCACUAACACCUGACAACAGUAGUUUGCACAAAGCAGUUUAUGUUGACCUUCCUGCUAGAGACAUGAAAACCUUUCACUGCCCCAUGCUGCCCAGCCUCCUUGAGCCUCAACACAGAAGACCUACUGAACACUGGCCUGUGCCCUGUCUUAACCCAGGCCUCAGUCUAGAGAGCACUUGUGUGAGGGGAGCCAUUAGGAAAGGGCCAUGGCAGCCAGUGAGCUCUGUGCCCUCCCAUCUUGCGCUCCAGGGUCCUUGGAAGAGCUGCAGCAAGUGGGAGCUUCAGCAGGUACACAGCACCCCUUUGCUUCCAUCCAGCUUCUCUGCAUCCUCAAGUGGCCCUGACAGUACAGACUGUCCCAGCGAUAGAGGACAGAGCCUCACAGGCAAAGGGGAGGACACCAAAGUGCUGAAAACCUUCAGCUCUCCCAAGCUGCUGCAGCACAGCCCCUUGCUGAACAUGAAUGGCAUGCUACCCCUUCCCACAGUGCCUCCCGUUCAGCACAGCCCCCGGGAUCAGGGAUCACAGGAAGAGUGCAGCAACUCUCAGGAGGACUUCCUGUCCCAGCAGCCAGAGAGGGGUUCUCUGCCAAGCUCUGAGGACACCCUGGGGGAGAAACUGCCCUACUACCACCUCUCCACAGCUUCACCCUCACUGUCCCUCAGUGAGGACAGAGAUGCUGUGCUGACACCAGACCAGGUGGCUCAGUACCUAGAGCUCAGUGAGGAGGAUGAGUGUCAAAGGCCCCAGCAGGAGAGCACCUCUUCUAUCACAUGUGCCCUCUCCCCCCCGCACACUUAUGGGUACAUCUGUAGCCUGCUGCCUUCAGACCUGGGGGAUGCAGAUCCUGCUGAUGAGAUGGAAGAUGACCCCAGCAUAGAGGGAGGAGACUGCCACACCACGCACUUCUUCCAGCGGUAUUGCCAGACACCCUCCUCCAGCCCCAGUGAGGCUGAAGCUGAGGGCUCCCUGGGUGGCUCCCUGCUCAAUGGCUGGGGCUCAGUCUCAGAGGAGAACUUUACCAGCACACGCUGCAGCCUGGUCAGCUCCUCAGAUGGCUCCUUCCUCAUGGAUGCCAACUUUGCUCAGGCAUUGACUGUGGCAGUGGACAGCUUCUGUUGUGGUCUGAGUCAGCCAGAGGCUGAGCAGGCUUACUCAGACUUCUUGCCACCUACCUCCCUUCUGGAUGGGCUCCUUUACCCCCCUGAGUCCCAAGAGGUCACAGCAAGACUUGGAGCAGAGCCCCUGUCUGUGUGGAGCUGGACCAACAACUGGAUGGAAGACAUGGAAGCCAAAUUUGCCCAGCAGGCCCAGAGGAAACAUACCACUGUGACAGCAGAGGAAGGGAAGGCAGUGCUAGGUGGGACUCAGCUACCCUCUGCCCCCUGGCAUCGGGCAAAUCGUACCCACGUGUCUGAGUCCAGCAGCCCCUGGGAAGGAACAGUCCGUGAGCACCAGGACCCCAGCCCUGCUGCCUGCAGUGACAUGCCAAGCAACUUGGCCAUGCACUGGAAGGGGGAGAAAAGCAGAGUUGUGAUGCUGCCAGUGGACAUGACACAGUCACUGGUCAAGGUGUAAGAGAGCUGUUCUGUUCCAGGCAGGCACCUAUGUAUGCUCUGUCUGUAACUCCACGGAGACUCUGGACAGAGAUGGGAAGUGGGUGAGUUGCAGUUGGCCUAGGGGCUCACUCUUACCUAAUAGCAUUCCCCACUCCAGUCCCUCCUAGAAGGCCUCCUUCCCUGCAAGCUGAACCCCUCAUGAAAAGACUUCAAAGAUUCUCCUGAACUGCAGCACUCCAGUCUCCCAGGCAACUGAUUUUACCAGCUCUUGCCAGAGCCCACAGCUACAAGAGAGGAGCAUUCAGCAUCAGAGGUGGAACAGGCAGGAGCUGGCAGCUCUUGUCAGAGAAGGUCAGAGGCCUCUCCAGAACUCCCUACAGGCCCAGUGGGAUAUCAUACCAUCUUAGUCUAUUGCACAUAUAAUAUCUGGAGUGGGUGGCCUUGUUUUCUCAUUGGAUUCCCUGAUCUCUGGUAGGAAUCCUGCUUCCCUUUCAUUGGCUAGUGUUCCAUGUCUACUGGAUCUAUCUGGGACAUCUAAACAGGAUUCCUCUUCUAGGCUUUGGAUUCUAAAUUGUUGCUCUGGGACCCUGCCUGGAGCAUCCAACAGAAUGGGACUGUCUUAUGCCACAAAAAGAGACCAGUAGUUUGGGAACCCCUCCAGCUGUUGUUGAUUUACAGUGUCCUUCAUGUGCAUGACUUGUUACUCCCAUGGCCCAUACUGGGAGGCCUGCAGAGCUGCUCAUCCAGCUGGUACUCAUGGAGUCCUCCUUUCAAUGCCAAUUUGGUUUGUGAUGGAGUUUGGUUGAAUUGCUGCCUUUGGUGUUAUGUUCUAGAUGCUUUGCAGGGUCAGUCUAUUUGUAGCUUUUCAAGCUUCCUGUAAUGGUUUUCUUGAGGCUUUUACUGAUCUGGCCUGAUUGCCCACUACUAAUAUGUCUAUGCCCUUAUUUCUGUAAAUAAAGAGCUCCUGCUCCAGAGGUGCCAGUCACUGCAUAGUUGCCUGCCUUCCAGGAAUGGUCUCCAGCACAUCUCCAUCAAGCUGCAGGUCUCACUGAGCCUUAUGAGAGAAGUUGGCUCAGAGGUGGAGUCAAAGGGUCAGCUCCUGGCAGCCCUGCAACAACCAGCUCAGGAGAUGCCCUGCCACUCACCUUUUCAGGACCAAGGUCACAGCACUAACCCCAGAUAUACCCCUAACUUCCCCACCAUGAUAGCUCCAGCCCUGCCCCUGCCCCUGCCCUCAGAGGAUGGCCAUGGCAAAGUGGGGAUUCUCACCUGCUGUCACCAAUCCUAAACUAGCCCACGGUCAUUGGCCAGGGCCCAGCACAGUUGCUUUGGCCCCCUGAGGGGCGGUGGGAGCAGAGCCAGAGAGUGAGGUUGUGGUUAUCCUUGUGUAGGGAGGGCAUGGGGGUCUUUGCAUGGCAGAUGCCAGAGGUGCUGCAGAUGGUGCUACUCUUCAUGGGAACCUGCUCCUCAAGCUGGGUCAGGCAGCCCCGUCCAGUGUAGUAACAAACAGAGUUGGCCCUCAGAGCAGAUUCUGCAGGAGAUCGUGGGAAGUAGGCAUGAGGUUCUGAGAGUAGGGGGUGCAAAGUAGGGGGUGUUGGUAGCAGAGGCAAGAGAGGCAGCCCUCUGACCCAGCUGGGAACUCCUACAGGGUCCCAGCUGAGCUGCUGCUUCCCUUUGUCAUCCAGCUGUUGCUCUUAAAGCAGCAGCAGCUGCCGAAGCACUGACUCCACGGGGCGGGGGGUGCGGAAUUCCGGCACACUUAACUUGCAGCUCCUCCUGCCCAUCCUUAGUUAUGCUACUGCUCCUGUCCAGCACACAGAGCAGUUUGAGCUAUGUCCUAGGUUAACUGCUCUGGGUUAAAUCUCUGGCUGACUCUCAGAGAUGGUGCAUUUAGAGCCAUUACUGGGACUUUGUCAAUGUAAAUGAGCUGCCCUGACUUCAUACUGCUGGGCAUCACUGAGUGCUGUAGGGAGCAAGAAAUGCUCCAAAAUCAGCCAUGAAUGUCUUUAGGGCACUGAUGCAAGGAAGAGCUUACUGGUCCACUGCCUGCCACCUCCAACAAGAUGCUGCAGAAAAGGAGUGUCCUUUUGUGGCAGUCUAUCCCACACAGGCCCUGGGCACCACCCAGAUGGGAACCUCUAAUCCCCUAGCAGCACAAAGCCCUUUUAUGGACAGAACAGUUAUUUACUUACACUAUUGACUCUCCUAUGAUAUGGGAUUCCUUCCAAGAGUGUCCUCAUUGAAACUGGGCUCAGGACUUGAACCUGGGAAGCCCAUGUAAGCAUGGUGUGGAGAGCAGCAGGGGAUGCUUAGUUAAUGGUGGAAAGGCAUCUGCACCUGGCCCAGAUCCUAUUCCACUUAAAUUGUUGUAGAUAGCUAAGCCCAUUCUGUCUAUUUCUGUAACAUCAUUAUCUUACCCUUAGGCCUGAAUUACAACAAAGCAGUGAGGAGGCAAGUCAAUGAGUGAUACACUUAUCCAUUGUAUUAAAAUUGUUCAGGGACUUGAGCAAAGUGCAGUAGGAGCUCACUUAGCUGGCUAAGUGCUCUUACACAACUAAUAGGUUGUAUAGGAUCUCAUCCAUAUGUCUUGGUGUCCCUGGAGCCUAGGUGCAGUUCCACAUCCUGGGAAAGGCUGCCAGUAAAGGAGAGGGGGCUGGAGACAUUCAUCAAGGAGCUACAUGUUCCAUUAGAACCAAUAUGGGUUGGGGACAGGAGAAGCUGGUGUAUGGUCCAAGAAAGAAGCUCUCAGGAGUGGCUCAGCAGCCGGGUGGGAUGCCAACACUGCAGGACACAUUUAUUAGGGGGCUGGAACAAGAGGAUGCAAUGGGCCUGCUGGAUCUUCUCAGGUGUGAUCUCUCUGCCUGGCAAGGGGAGCUCAGGAUCAGGAACAUAGGUGUGAGCCUGGCCUUGCCUUUAAGCUCCUUUUCCAAGUGGUCCAAUACAGAAGAGGAAUACAGCAGCAACACUGCUGGAGUCAAAGACAGGGCUGUGGACAUGAUCAGAGCUGCAGCCUCUCCCUCCCAACUUCACAGCUGCCUUCACCUCCCACGCCUGCUGAGCCUUUGCAGGAGCUCAGUGAACUUC